CCCCCCCCCUCACUGAUGGACCGGGCACGAUCCAGACCCGCUCGCUGCCUCACUGCGGCGGGCCGGCGAGGACCUGAAUGCUGAUUACCGCUGAGCGACAAAGGACGCGGGGGAACCGGGAGGAGAUGAACCGCUUCCCGAGAGAAGCGGAGAGCGGAGCGCUGCUGCCGGACCGCAGGGACCACACAGCCUCUCCCUUCUUCACCUCCUCCUCCUCCUCCGGCGCCGCGGCCCUGCCCUCGUUCCAGACCCGGGGACCUGUCGGCGGCGGGUCGGAGCCGAGGAGAUCCGCGCUGAAACGCAGCCGAGCCGCUCGGGAGGGACGGGCGGUACCGGGAGAGGAGGAGGUGGAGGAGGAGGAGGAGGAGGAGGAGGAGGCGAGCGGCGCAGUCGGUGAGCAGCUUCAGCACCAGGGUCGGUGGGCUCAAGGACGCAGCGUCGGUGGAGACGCUGCGGAGAUGCUUUCAGCGGUCAGCAGGGACGCGGACGGCGGCUUCAUCAUCAUCAACAACAACAAAAACAACAACAACAACAACAACAACGAUGACGACGACAACGACGACGCCGAAGUGGCCUCUGCUGCGACGUGCGCCAAAGGCAGAGAGGAGAGGAAGGGGAAGAACGCGAUCCGGGGCUGGAAGCGGGACCGGGACAGGGAUCGGGACGCCUGGGCCGCACCUCCUCCCGCCCGGACGAGGAAAGAGAGGUCCGGCGAUGGCUCGUCUCCUCCUCCUCCUCCUCCUCCUCCUCCUCCUCUUCCUCCUCCCCAUCCCUCCUCCGCCUUCCUCCCGCCGUGCGCACUGCCCGAGCAUCCUCUCUGCUUUACCGGCGCCGGAGUCUGCCGCUGCGCCGCGCCGGAGCCCCGGAUCCCGGGAGAUAACGGCGGCAUUAACAGCGGCAGCAGCGGAGGAGGCGGCAGCAGCGCGCUGGAUUGUGGACCUAAAAGCGGCGGCGGCGCUAUUGUUGUCAGGCGGCAGCAUGACGACACGCCGGCGGCCAAGAAGCACCGAGGGGCCGAGAAGGUGGACCCCAUGUUCAUGGUUCCGACAGCCCCCGCUCCAGGCCACCCAGGGGCCCCCGGGCCCUCCCUGCCCUUGGCCCCUCCUUUCUCCCCUCCGGCUCUGCCCGCCUGCAGCCCCAAGCAGCUGCUGGUGAGGACGAGGUCCGUGGGCACCAACACCCAGGACGGGGGGAGCGUACCGGGGGGGCCUGAGGGCGAGUCGGCCUGUCUGGGACCCUGCCAGCCCGGGACCAGCGUAAACCUGGAGGGCAUCGUCUGGCACGAGACAGAGGAGGGUGUGCUGGUGGUCAACGUGACCUGGCGGAAGAGAACCUACGUGGGAACCCUGUUGGACUGCACCAAACACGACUGGGCUCCUCCGAGGUUUUGCGAGUCUCCCUCCAGCGACCCAGAGUUGCCCGGUGGGCGUGGCCGGGGCAAACGGAUGCGGAUGGGCAUGUCCGAGCGACCCUGCGUAGAUCCGGCCCCAGCAGCCAAGGUCAGAGGUCUGUCGCAGCACAGGAGCCGUGGAGGUGGUGUGGCCGGAACCGCCGCGCCCAUCCACAGCAAGGGACGCAGAGGCAGCCUGAACCUCAUCAACAGCAACUGCAGAGCCCCUCCUUUCUUCACCGUAGAGGAGGUGAAACCCACCAACGUCUCACCUCUCUCGUCCGCGAAGCGGAAGAACAAGCCACCCGCUGACCUGGACCUCAGCCUGGUCACCUCUGACGACGUCAAAAACGGUAACGGGAAGAGGAUCCGAGCCAAAUCCCGCAGCGCCCCGUCAACGCCGCAGGGAAAAUCCGACCCCUCGUUCAUGGACCCCGCCGGCUGCGCCUCCUCGCCUCCUCCCCCGCCCAUCCUCAUCGACUGCCCCCACCCUAACUGCACUAAACGUUACAAGCACAUCAACGGCCUGCGCUACCACCAAACGCACGCACACCUGGAGGCCGAGGAGCAGAGGAAGCCUGAGUUGGAGCCCAUGAAGGACGGGGAGGGCGAGGAUCGUCUUUCAGACUGCGAGGACUCCAUCGGCAGCAUGUCGUACGACCUCUCAGAAGCGAACAGUUCCUCCAAGAAACCAGCUCCUCUGUACAAGGUGACCACGGUGGGAUCUCCUAAGAACAGAAGGCUGCUCCUCAGCACCGACCACAGCGCCUCAGUCAACACCAAGACCAGAAGAACCUCACUGCUGAAAGACGGGCUGAUCGACGACCUUAGCAACCUGCCCAUCAUCUCCAACAUGACUGUGGUCCUGGAGAACUGCAUGGUCCCAGACAGGAAUUCCACGGUGGAAAUGCCCAAGCUGGAGGCCGAAGGCUUGAUCGAUAAAAAGGGCGGCGUGUGCGACAAGGGCAAGAAGGCCAAUGGGAAGUUGGAGAAGCUGUCCAAGUCACGGGCCAACCGACCGAUUGCUCCGGCCCCCGCGCCCCCAAAGCUGAUCGCCAUACCCAACACGACGUAUCCGACCAGCACAGCCGACACCGCCACCUCACAGCAGAACUCACCUAUGGCAGCCGCGGGCCUCACCAGUAAGAACCUUCCCCUAAAACCCAUCAAACCAAAGCAGAGCAUGGUUAUGGAACCGAGCCUCCUGAAAGCCACCAUGAUCACCUGUAACAAGGAGACCAGGAAGAAAGAGAAACGGAGGCUGAAGGACAAACACAACAAAGACGCACAAAUCAGGACGCCUAACGGCGAUAGCGGUGGAAUCAAAAUGGAAGAUGGUUGUGGUUCCAAAAUGUGUGUCAAGGAAAUUUCCGGAAGCCUUCUGAAGGAGCACCUCAGCAAGCAGGAUGUGAUUAAUGGGCUCACAGAGAGUCAGGAGAGCAGGAUGGCCAGUAUCCGAGCCGAGGCGGACAAGGUGUACACCUUCACCGACAACGCUCCCAGCCCCUCUAUCGGAAGCUCAUCGAGGCUCGACCCCGGUGGCGGUUGCCUGGCAACAGACAGCAAGAACAACAGCCCCGCCUACUCAGACAUCUCAGACGCCGGGGACGACGGGGGAUCCUCAGAAUGUCGCUCAGAUGGAAUCCGAUCCAAGUCCGCCUCCUCGGCCUCUUCGGAGGCAAGCUCUAGUAGCCACAGUAACUCCGGUAAAACCCCGCCCACUGCGUCUGCCCCGCCGCCAAAAGACUCCCAAUCCCCGUACUUCCACGGCUACGAGCCCUACUACCUGCAGGGGUACAUGCAGUCAGACAGUCAGAACAGCAACGGCGUCGCCUUCCAUAAAAGCUCCGGCCUCGACUGCAAAAGCAAAGACAGGAAGGAGGAAGCGAGAGAGGAUGACGGAAUGUCCCCCCGCGAGUUCGCCGAUUUGAAAAAAGGCGACGGGCCGCCUCAGUCUCAGCUGCAGCUGGCCAUGAGCCAGACCCAGACCGCCUUGGCUCAGUCGCUGUACUACGGCCAGUACUCCAGGGGCCUGUAUAUGGACCAGAAACUGUUGCUGGCCUCAAAGUGCUGCGACCAGACGCAUGGCGUCAAGCAGAGGGGCGAGAGGGGACAGGGGCUGAGGGACGGUGAGGAUGACAGACACGCAGUCGGGGGUUCGACGAGCGUACCUGUGCUGGGAAAGGGUCUGGACGGCGCCAAAGGAUGCUGUCCCAAACCCGCCCUGUCCUACGUGGAAAUGAGCGAGAGGGGGGAAAGGGGGCUGGGUCUAGGCGGGAAGUCGGCCCACCGUGGCGUGCUAGACCAGCACCAGGUCUCGAUGAAAGACUGCGACGACAUCAAGUCGCCUUCCUCUUCCACUUCUUCGUCCCUCCACCACACAAACAGUCAGACAGAUCUGGACUCAAAUGUUUCCUAUUCCAGUCCCCCAGACGGACUGGCCUGGGCCCACUGCCUCGCUCACAGCAAGUACUCUGAGCUACGUCACGGGGAAGAGGCCGAGGAGGGGGAGGUGGACAGGGGGAGAGAGUGGGAUGCUACCGUGGAGCCUGCUGGGGCCAAGAUGACCGGAGGAGGAGGUGGAGGUGGAGGAGGAAGAGGAGACGCUAAAAAAGCCAGGGUCCACGAACUCCCGCCCGCCAUCGACGUGGAUGAUCCAGACGGACUGGACGGGCUGGAGGAUCCAGACCAGGAGCCGAUAGGGUCGCUGGAUGAGGAGCCCCAGAACGCCCGGGCGGCUGUGUCUCCUCCCGUGACCCCCCAGCAGCCCUACGUCCAGUACCAGCACUCCUCCUACCAGCCUUACCUGGCCAUGUGCGAGAGCAGCGGGGGCUCAUACAGAGGGGCGUCACCCACCCUGGUCCACAACUACCCUGGUUUCCACUACCCUCUGUACGGAAAGACGGCGGGCAGGGAGGAGUCGGAGGUGACUCCGCCCAGCAGAGGAGGAGCGGCGGGGGGCCAGCAGAGGGGAGACCCGUCCUCGUCCUCGGCCAUGGAGCUGCUGCAGCCGCAGAGCCACCAGUUCCAUGGGAAAUCCCCCUCUCCCGGCGAGAAGGGUUCCCCAGAGGGAGAGAGAGAGACGGAGCGAGAGAGGAACCACCUUUCGUUUGCCCGACACCUCCACACACACCACCACACACACCUGGGCAUGAGCUACAACCUGAUGUCAGGACAGUACGACAUCUACCAAGGGCUGAGCUCCCGCUCGCUGGUCUCCAGUCAGCAGGUGGCGGCUCACUCCUCUGCUGAUGGCGAAGGGAAGUAGGACCAUGUGAGAGACAGCGUCUCACAUGAGGAACGGCAGAUUUAUCAGACAUCGUUUCAAUGGUCUUUAAUAAGCUUCGCCUCGCUGAGAGGCAGAAAGGUCCAACAAUAGAGAAGUCGCCCAUGAACAACCCCCCCUUUUAUAUCACGCCGUGGAGGGAAGCUACGGACGGACGGCGAGCGGGGUCCAGGGGAUUUUACAACUCAACGUCCCAGAAUGCCGUGCGUCAGCACAGCUGUGACGGUCAACUUUAUAAAGAAAAAAUAAAUGCACAUUUCCGAUGACGAAGUGACUGAAUGUACUGAAGAAGACUCUCCCGAAGGAGUCCAUCUCGUUUUCCUAAAAUCGUCCGAACCGGACGCGGCAUUACGAAGCUGAAGAGUAACUAUUCUACUUCUUGUUCCCAUUCUGAUUACCCGAGUGGUCCUCCUCCUCCUCCCGUAGUGCUGACGCUGCAUUUGUGUUGCUAAGCUGUACUUGAGCGUAACCAUGUUGAUUGUAUCGUCUUUCUGUGAGAGUGCACCGUCACAUGCACCACGUGGUGUAGAUAUUCUGUACAGAUUCAUGGCGGAGCGCGAACACCUCGCCUUUACUCGCCUCUUAAGUUGCCCCGCCAUGUAGCACAUGACCCGCUUGCUCCUCGGAUUUCUCCUCGGCCCACUUUCACCCGCCGUGGUGAGGUGGGUCCGAACCAGGCCGGGACGCGCUCAUACGUGAGUCGGCAUUUACACACUCAACUCUGCUCGCUUCAAAUUCACUGCUUUUGCUUUCUUCUUCGCGUCCAAACAAAGAUGGAAACUGGAAGCAGCUCGUUUGCAUGUUUUCAUUCCAUGUUGAAGGCUCACCUGGCGUCAGAUCGAUCAAACACCAGAACAAACAAUAUAAUAGAGAACAAAAGAGCGCGUGAGGUGGUUGGACAUACGACAAUCGGCAAAGAUCUAUAAGGUGUCUAUCUAUGAGGUUGGACCUGGAGCCAGGUGAGCCAACGGGACGCUGGUGAGUGACAGCUGUUUGUGCUUCUAUGUGAAGGACGGCUCCAGUGCUCCCACGCUUCCCUUCUACAAGCCAACCAGCUCACCGCCGAGCUGCUGAUGGACAGGAAGGUCAGGCUUUGUUACACAGGCAUAGAGGACGCUUACUAAAGUGCUUAAAGGAACGGUGUGUGUGUCAUUAAUGGAAUAUAAAGACUUCCAGGUGGUUGCAGUCUUCAACGUCUCCAGUAGAUGGCGAUAAAUACGACACACUGCACCUUUAAGUACACAUUUAAAGGUACAGGCUCCACCACAUCUCUGAGGGGAAUGUUGUACUUUUACUUAACUGUAUUUAACAACUGUGAUUGAUUUAAAGAUUUACAUUAAUAUGAAACAAAUCAACUCUGAUGUGUUAUUGUGGAUGAAUACAAAACUACAGCUUUGCAGAUGUUAACAGGUUAACAUGUGUAUGAAGUCAUUGAACUUUAACUAGCUGCAACGUUAUAGCAGUGAAAACAUGGAUGCAUCAUAUUUAGAUUUCAGUUAUAUUUAUAAUUCAGUUACAUAAUAUAUAUUUAUUUUUUUGCAAUCUUCUUCAAUUCAGACUUGAGUUGUAAUUCUGAGCUGUAGAUCUCACUAAAUUAUUCUUUCACACACAAAAUGGUGUCAAAUUGGCUGCAAACAUCCAAAACAAAAGCAUAGUAUAGCUAAUUCAAGGUAUUAACGAUCAUAAAAGUUGCUUAUAUUGGCUCAAUUUAAGUGUUUUAAAUUAAAUUGUAUCUGUAUUGAUGCGACACCAUAACUAGCAUUAAUAAAAGCAAAAAUAAUAACAAUCCUUCUGUAUCUAUAAAGAACAUUUACAAGACUUGUCCAAACUGCUGUACUCUUUACAUAUAUUUAAAAAAACAUGAACGACCUCAAAGUUUAAACACAGAGGACACGGAGUAAAGCGUGUCUUGGUCUCCGUGUGGACCCACGUGGUGGAAACCUGAAGGUGUGAAUCAGCGGCUCUGCAGACCACACCUCACCUGCAUAGUGUCCGUGCUCAUUCCCCUUCUUGAAUAUAGUGCUAUAUGAACUCCGUUUACGAGCCGCUGUCGUCUCCAUGGAGACGCAGCCCCGUCUUAUAAAGGCUGCUUGGUGUGUGUUCAGUUUUAACCCGCCCAGCGUCUCCUGGUAACAACUCACUGAAAUCAGAUUAACAUGAAAAACUGCUGUUGCUUUUUUAUACUGUAUAUGCCUUAAUUCAUAUGUUUGGCAAUCAUGAUUAAAGGAUGUUUUAUAUAAUUAA
Messenger RNA from Pungitius pungitius (ninespine stickleback), 6920 nucleotides. RefSeq names its product zinc finger protein 608 (gene znf608). The transcript is spliced from 9 exons. NCBI's taxonomy places the organism in Eukaryota, Metazoa, Chordata, Actinopteri, Perciformes, Gasterosteidae. Gene Ontology annotation, cellular component: nucleus. Bases 78 to 4658 code for a protein of 1526 amino acids. Gene Ontology annotation, biological process: regulation of transcription by RNA polymerase II. The record is from RefSeq and is a predicted model, not a curated record.